AUGGAGGCUCAGACAGUUGCGAGACGGAUCGUGGAAGAGGUAAUCUCUAGGUUUGGAGUUCCUGUGUCCAUUCACUCUGACCAAGGCCGUCAGUAUGAAAGUCUUUUGUUUAGUGAAGUAUGCAAGCAUUUACAGAUCCGAAAGACAAGAACCACACCACACCAUCCUCAGUCUGAUGGUAUGGUGGAACGGUUCAAUAAGACGUUAGCCACCAUGUUGAGUAGUUAUGUUAGCGAGAACCAUCGGGAUUGGGAUGAGAACAUACCCUUUGUAAUGAUGGCAUAUAGGGCAUCACAGCAUGAAUCAACUGGAUACUCCCCAAACAUGUUGAUGCUUGAUAGAGAAACUGCUACCCCUCUGGACAUCAUAUAUAAUAUGCCUGCAUCCUGGAAACAGGUUCUUGCAAAAGUCUCUGAGGUCCUGUAUAAGCUCAACUGUGGACGCAAUGGAAACGGACAGGUGGUUAAUUGCGACAGAAUAAAAGCAUGUAAAUCUCAAGUGCUCAGAGGCGAGGAUCCAGACCUAGGGCACGAAAGUACGGAGCUGGAGACAAGUGAUUCUUCAAAUGUUGAAAUAGAUCUUGAGAAUCAGGAUGAUGACUUUGGGUCAUCUAACAAAAAUAUUGAAGUCACAGAUGAAUUAGCUGGUGAUAGGAGACCAAGACGCGAAAGGCGUACCCCUACUUGGCUUAAAGAUUAUGUUCAGGAUUAG
Molecule: messenger RNA, 711 nt
Organism: Saccostrea echinata
Lineage: Eukaryota; Metazoa; Mollusca; Bivalvia; Ostreida; Ostreidae
Exons: 2
Coding region: 1-711 (236 amino acids)
Biological process (GO): DNA integration
Molecular function (GO): nucleic acid binding
Source: RefSeq, a predicted model, not a curated record